GCAAUUUGAACAGUCAGUUUAACAUCAUUUGUAACAAGUCUAUGAAUAGAUUAUAUUAAUCAGGUUAAUAUACACAAGAACAUCUACUAUCAACUAUAUAUUUGAAAUUAUGUCCAGUGUGAAACAUCCUUGGAAUCCAAUUGUCCAGGAGUAACAUUUCUAAUUUUCACGAUUCUCGUAAUUCGUAAUUGACGAUAAUUCAAGGACUAAAAGACCACAUCAUUUCGGAAUACCCAUCAAACAGUGUCAAAGCAUUCUCGCGUAGAAAAAUAUGCUCAUUUGAUCAUCCGUGUUCGGAGUAAGGUGAUCCACUUAAAUAAGGAAUCAUACACCAAUAAAUUUAAGAUACACUUAAAAUAAUGAAAAUGCGACAAGGAUUCAUAUUUUAUUUAAUACUCUCACUGACAAUGCAAUGUAUCAGCCAGUCUACACCAAGUGAAAAUAGAAAGUCUGUUAAAGAAGAAAGCGUUGAGGAUUUUAAGCGUCUUUGUCCUUUUACAGAUCUGUGUUUUAGCCCAGCGCGUAAAAACAUUACAUUUAGCAGUAGUUUCUCGGAAUAUCCUUGCUGUGGGGGGUGUACAUGUGAGGAAAAUUGCGGAAACAACUGUUGCCCAGAUAAACCAGAACGAUUUUUGGAUAAAUUAGAAGUUAAAGAAUUGAAAAAUGCGCAUGAACAAUGUGUUUACGCUCAACUACGACCUUAUAGUACAACAGCGUUAAAUGGGAAAUCGUAUAAGAUGGUCAGCAACUGUCCGGCAAGUUACAUAGAUCAGGAUGUUACUUCUAAAUGUUUAAGAGAGUAUCAUGAUUUUGAUUUUGAAAAAGAUGAUUUUAAAACACUCAUGCCCGUUUCUUCAAACAUAUUAAAUGUAACAUUUAAAAACAUUUUCUGUGCAAUGUGUAAUGCAGCUUCAAGCUAUGAUCUGAUUUUUUGGGAUGCUAAAGUUGAAUGCGAGAAUGAAAAAAAGUUUUCGCUUUUACAUGUGUCUGAAAUUAUGCUGAAACUUUUGGAGGAACGUUUUUGUCAAGUUAUGUUUGUACCUUCACCUUCCACGCCAUCGAACGUUGUCAGCAUCUGUGGAGAUGUAAUAGACAGAUGCAAUGUGACAAGUACGUGGAAAAAGUACGACACUUACAUUGAAUCAGCAUGUCAUUCAUACUCAUCAACGUAUGAUAAUUUCAAAAACAUACAUUGUUUUAUAUGCAAUGGGCAUAGCAUAAAUGAUAUUAUUGAUAUAUGCCUGAUGGGAGACGAUCCGGGCGGUGACAGCUCAUUUGUAGCUCUGCUGGACUUCAAUAAUUUAGAACGUUCAUCAUCGGAAUCAAGCACUUCAAGUAUAACAACAUGUUCUUCUGGCUCACGGUAUGAUCCAUAUAAGAAGAAAUGUAGACCCCUAUCGUGCCCGACAGGAAUGCGUUUGUUAAAGGGUACAUGUUCACCAGUUUACAAGGAAAUAGAUUAUUCUCUUCGUGGUGUUAUAUUUGGACUGCGUUAUAAACUUUUACCUACACGUACGGCGAAGGAAAGCAAGACGAAUAACCUGUUAUCAAUGGGGUUGACUAUGUACGAGGAUAUAAAAUCAAAGUUACAUAUUAUGCUAACAACUAUUGGUACCCCAGAAAUUUGUUCAUUUAAUACUUACGUGAAGUUAAACACAAGUCUGGAAGAUACGAUUUUGUCAAUGCAUCGAAGUGGCGUAUCCAGUUUAUUGCCCUUUGUUUCGUACAUAGCAGUAAUUGUUGACUUCAAUCUUAAAGGCCUAAAAAAUAGUUCUGCUUCUGUAGAAGAAAUGGCUAUGUUUUUCACCACAAGUAAUUAUUACGCACAAUAUACCGUUCAAUAUUUCACAGAUGAUACUGAAAUGCCUCGAGAUUCUAGAUACUACAUCCUUAACGAGGAUUUAGUAACAAAAUUAAAUCAACUUAAUCUCGACUCUUUUCACAAUGAAAUUAUCAUUAACGGGCAAGUCGAUAGAAAUGGAUUUGGCUUUUUGUUUUUUCCAUUUACACCUUUGUCACCGGAACCAAAAUGUGGACCAGAUUUGUUAGUUCAACCAAAACCAUUCUGUCCUCGCAUCAAACUUAAUAAUGAAGAAUUUAAAAUAGAUUUAUCAAACAAGAAAGUAAGUUUUCUUGAAUAUGAAGCAUCACCAGGGAACCCAACACCUGAUAUAACAUUUUCAAAUAUUUUGUCUUCAGGUCAAAAUGGAAGUUUUUAUGCAUGUAGCGAUGAGUACUUUUCACAAUUACCAUCAGUAGAUGCUGUUUUCGGUAGCCGUUAUAACGAGCUUGUUAUAUUGACCAUAGUUUGUCUCGUAUUUUCUAUCAUAUCUCUUGUAUUUACCUUUAUUAUCUAUUGUGUACUUCCAAGAUUAAGGACAGUGCCAGGAUUGAAUAACAUGGCUCUCAUUUUUCAUCUUUUCUUCGCCCAUACUUUGGCAUUAACAAUAUCUGUAACACGCAUUAAACUUCCUUGGCUUUGUUCAACAGUUGGAAUUCUCCUACAUUAUAAUCUAUUGUCCAGUUUCUUUUGGAUGUUUAUUUCUACUUUUCACAUGAUGAAUGCUUUUGUUAAGAUAAAAGAAAAAUCUGUUUCUCAAGACAAAAUGAAAAAGUUUGGUUACCAUAUAAUCUUUACGGAAUCUCUGUCAGCUAUUUUGGUUAUUUCUUAUAUAGUAGUUACGAUCACAACAGACCAGGAUUCUGAAGGUUUUGGCUAUGGUGGUUCAAACUGUUACAUUCAAGGGCCCAAUAUGAUACUUUAUUUUGUUGCUAUUCCUCUUGGGCUUGUUAUCACGGCUAACCUGGGUAUGUUUAGUUAUGUUGUAUGGAGUGUGUCUCGAAUUCCUGACAUGGCACAUAACAGCAGUCAUGAACGCCAUAAUUUACUGAUAUUUGCAAAAUUGUCAACUUUGACCGGUAUCACAUGGCUAUUUGGAUUCUUAUAUCAGUUCACUAAUGUUCUCUUGUUUGCAUAUUUCUACAUAGUCUUUAAUGCCGGACAAGGUGUGUUCAUAAUGGCAUCCUUUGUAAAUAAACGUACAUUAGAUAUGCUUCGUUCUAAGGUUUACACAAACACAAAUGGCAAUGUUGAAAGCUCUACACAGUCAACCAAAUUAAGGACUGUAAGUAGAAAAUUUGAAAUUAGAUAA
Messenger RNA from Ruditapes philippinarum (Manila clam), 3152 nucleotides. RefSeq lists its product as uncharacterized. The record is from RefSeq and is a predicted model, not a curated record. Gene Ontology annotation, cellular component: membrane. Bases 360 to 3152 code for a protein of 930 amino acids. Gene Ontology annotation, biological process: G protein-coupled receptor signaling pathway; cell surface receptor signaling pathway. Gene Ontology annotation, molecular function: G protein-coupled receptor activity. The transcript is spliced from 2 exons. NCBI's taxonomy places the organism in Eukaryota, Metazoa, Mollusca, Bivalvia, Venerida, Veneridae.